This is a messenger RNA of Aphis gossypii (cotton aphid), 1250 nucleotides long. It is a transcript of the gene ND-B14, whose product is annotated as NADH dehydrogenase [ubiquinone] 1 alpha subcomplex subunit 6. The transcript is spliced from 4 exons. Gene Ontology annotation, biological process: response to oxidative stress. The record is from RefSeq and is a predicted model, not a curated record. Lineage: Eukaryota; Metazoa; Arthropoda; Insecta; Hemiptera; Aphididae. Bases 733 to 1113 code for a protein of 126 amino acids.
GCACAGUAUACAUCCUGGGCUCUACGUGAAUUUCCUUCACUCAGCGUCUGGUCGUACUUUGCUAAGAACAAAAAAUGUACACAAGAGAAGAGCUGGAUUGCUAUCACGGAAACAGAAUAUUUCAUAGUCAAUGCCCAAUGACAAUAAUAAAAUAAUAUAGUAGGUAGUAUAAAUUACUACUUAGCAGAUCUUCUAAGACCGUGAUAUAAUUAGAAUAAUGUUGUAGCAGUAGCAAAUACAAGUGAUACAACUACAGACAAACUACAGAGAUGCAAAAUAUAAUAUAAUAAUAAUAAUGUGUAUUGUGUAACAGGUUUAAAACAUUUUGUAAACUAUAAAUAUUUAAUAUAUUAGUCAACUAGAUGGCGCCAUACGUGACUUUUUCACAAAUUUGAUAAGAACUUUUUGUUACCACUUUAUCAUAUUGGCUUGAUGCGAAACCCAAAUCAGGCAACCAUACUAUCUAUAGCCGUGGUGUAUACCUAGAGCUGCACUAUAGAAUAUUGUUGAAUACACGGUAUGUCCUAUCCAUGUAUAUAUGAUCUAUGUCAAAAGGUUACUGAUGUUUGAUAAGACAUAAAUCAUACAUUUUAUUUUAAAGUUAAGCCUUUUUUAAUAUAACAUCUUGUACCUACCUAUUUCGCUCUUAAAUUGUGUAUUCAAUAGAUUGAAUUAUAUUUUAUUGACAAAUUCAGUACGGUUAUCUACAUACUUACUAUUUUUUUUUAAAAAAUGGCUGCUCGAGAAGCCUCUAAAUGUGCAACUAAAGUAGUUAGACCAUUGUUGUCAUCAGAUAAAUCAGAAGCUAAAAAAAGAGUUUUAAACUUAUACAAGACAUAUUACAGGCAAAUUCCUUUGAUAUUGUUUGAUCGUCAUUUACCUGUUUCAAAAGAAGAAUGUCAAAAAAAGUUGAAGGAAGAAUUCUUAAAAAAUAAACAUAUAACCGAUGUUAGAGUCAUUGAUAUGUUAGUUAUUAAGGGUCAGAUGCUGUUACAAGAAAUUGUUACCAAAUGGGCUCAAGAUUGCCAUGUAAUGACAAUAUUUAAAGAUACUGUUGAGCCAAAGCCAAAUGAUUUUUUGUCAAAAUUUGUCAAUAAUAAUGACUCUCAAUAGUAAAAAGUAAAAUUAAUGAAAGUUUCUCUGUUUGUUAAUAGUUUAUUAAAUAAAUUACAUAUACCCAUAGAAAUAUAAGCACAAUUUGCGUUUUUUGUUGUAACAUAAUAUAAUAUAAAAAUUAGAUUACCAUUGAA